UGUCAGUACUGGGAAUUAAAGUCAACAGUAAAUCAUAAAUAAACAAUAAAAUAUCAUAAAAUAAUAAAAAAUCAUAAGUAAACAAUAAAAUAAUGUACAAUAUAAUAUCUAACAUGAGAUUGUUGCGAUUAUUACACAUUUUUGAAAAAUGUGUUAAUACAUUUUCAACAACGAAUAUACAUACGAAACAACAAUAUGGAAAUUUUACUUUGCUGAAGAGAUUAUGCUCAUCGAAUUAUUUAGAUAAAAAAUCGGAUUUGUAUCGUCAAUUGUAUGCAAAAAUAUUAGCAUGUGGUCCCAUAACACUCGCAGAUUAUAUGAAGGAGAUCUUGAUUCAUCCCACUGCAGGUUAUUAUACAACUAAAGAUGUUAUCGGUCAAAAAGGUGAUUUCAUAACUUCUCCAGAAAUCAGUCAACUUUUUGGAGAAAUUAUAGCAAUUUGGAUAAUCAAUGAAUGGAGGAAGAUUAGCAAAGAAUCUAUUCAACUUGUAGAAUUAGGUCCAGGAAGAGGUACUUUGAUCAGUGAUAUGUUACGGGUAUUCAAAAAACUAAAUAUUUUGAAUAAGAUAUCAGUUCAUUUAGUAGAAGUUAGUCCUGUUUUAUCUGUGAUUCAAGCAAAGAAAUUAUGCAUAGAAAGCAGAGAUAGUGAACUAAGAAUAAAUGAAAACCAAAAAAAUUCUGUUACACAUUACAGAGAAGGUGUUACAAAAGAUGGAGUAAAUAUAUAUUGGUAUCACACUAUCAAUGAUGUUCCUAGAGAAUUCAGUGUAUUUAUUGCACAGGAAUUUUUUGAUGCUUUGCCAAUACAUAAAUUCCAGAAGACUGACAAAGGUUGGAGAGAAGUCUUAGUGGAUAUAAUACAAGAACCUAAACAAGAAAAAUUUCGAUAUGUACUUUCACAAAUGCCAACAGCUGCUUGUAAAGUAUAUCUAUCUCCAAAUGAGAAAAGGGAGCAUGUGGAGGUAAGUCCACAGUGUUCCGUAAUAAUAGAUUAUAUGUCUCAAUUUUUAUGGGAAUGUGGAGGUUUUGCUCUAAUAAUUGAUUAUGGGCAUGAGGGAGAGAAGACUGAUACAUUUCGUGCAUUUUAUCAGCAUAAAUUACAUGAUCCCUUGUUAAAUCCUGGAACUGCAGAUUUAACUGCUGAUGUUGAUUUUUUAUCUAUGAAAGAGAUUGCAGAAAAAGAUAAUAGAUUAAUUACAUUUGGUCCAGUAACGCAAAGAAAAUUUCUGAAAAGCCUUGGUAUUGAUUUACGAUUAAAAAUGAUUUUACAAAAUGCUACUAAUGUUCAAAAGCAACAAAUUGAAUCAGGAUAUCAUAUGAUAACAGAUGAAGAUAAAAUGGGAAAUUGUUUUAAAGUAUUAUCUUUGUUUCCUUUUGUUUUGAAAAAUCAUUUAAAAAAAUGGCCAGUAGCAGGAUUUGAGACUCAAGAUUAAA
This is a messenger RNA of Cataglyphis hispanica, 1434 nucleotides long. RefSeq names its product protein arginine methyltransferase NDUFAF7, mitochondrial. Gene Ontology annotation, cellular component: mitochondrion. NCBI's taxonomy places the organism in Eukaryota, Metazoa, Arthropoda, Insecta, Hymenoptera, Formicidae. The transcript is spliced from 5 exons. The record is from RefSeq and is a predicted model, not a curated record. The coding region runs from base 93 to 1433 and encodes 446 amino acids. Gene Ontology annotation, molecular function: protein-arginine omega-N symmetric methyltransferase activity. Gene Ontology annotation, biological process: mitochondrial respiratory chain complex I assembly.